CACAACUGAGAAUUGUUACUGCUAUCUGGGAUCCUUGGGACAUAACCUUAACCCUUACCAUUUUACAUUUCAACUUCAAUUGGGGCAACGUCAAUGUUGUGACGUGCAAAGGAUCCAAAUAGCAUACGCCAAAUGAUAAUAGCAUGCAUUUGUACUACCGUUAGCUAGCUGUCAACAGCAAUAGAUAGGACGAAUUAGACUAACGCUACAUUUUUAUAAAAAACGACAAGCGCGUGUUAAAUAUGCAAUAUCUCGUCACCAGAUGUGCAAGGUAUGACGCUUUUAUCUUGUAUUUUCGCAAUCUGUUUUUAGCACGCGAUUUAGAUGUAACUGUUACUAGCAACGAAUAGCAUGCUAACUUUAGCUAUUUACUAGCUCCAGCUCCAAAUCCAAUAAUUGGCAUCGUUCAAGACAUCACGAGUUACACUUAUAAAAGGUUACUCUGUCAAGCCUCACAUGCUGAAAUCCCCCAUGACUAUUUUUGAAAGCAGUUUCAAUGCCCAGUUGGGAGUAGGCUAAAAUGCAAUAUUAUCUGUGGUAUGUAUGUCAUCAGCACUGCACUCCCUCGUAAAUAGCUUUGUAUUGGUUAUUUUUGACAACAGAUUCUCCCUCUCCUGUAUAGGGUAUUGGUAGGGCCAGGAGUUUUUCCUGUCACUUGGUCAGGAAACGCUUUUGGUCCUUGGUAUUACAUGUUUUCUGAAAGAAAAGAAAAAAAGUGUAUGACCUAUCCGACUACUACUCACCGAUUAAUAUGGUUUCAACAAGGGCAUUGCGGAUGUAUUAGCCUGAACUGGUGCCCAGCAUGACUGUUCUGUACUCCGAUAUCGAAAGAUAUUCCCAUCUGUGAAGUAAUUUAGUCCUCAUACAACCACAAAACAACCAUGGAUACCUACGUAGCCAUCCAUGGCAAGAACAUAUCCCACAACCCCCUCUCCUCCACCCAAGCCAUGUCUAUCGACAAGCUCUUCCCGGCUCUCCUGGAGUGUUUUGGGAUCAUCCUGUGUGGAUACAUCGCCGGUAGGACAGACAUAAUCACCUCCUGUCAAGCUAAAGGAUUAGGGAACUUUGUGUCUAAAUUCGCCCUCCCGGCGCUGCUCUUCAAGAACAUGGUUCUGUUGGACUUUAAUAAUGUGAUCUGGUCGUUCCUGUGGAGUAUCCUGAUAGCCAAGGUGUCGGUGUUCGCCCUGGUGUGUGUUCUGACGCUAGCCGUGGCCAGUCCGGAGAGCAGGUACAGCAAGGCAGGACUCUACUCCAUCUUCGCUACGCAGAGCAACGACUUCGCCCUGGGGUAUCCCAUUGUGGACGCCCUGUACAGGAACACAUAUCCAGAGUACCUGCAGUACAUCUACCUGGUGGCUCCUGUCUCCCUGAUGUUCCUCAAUCCCAUAGGAUUUGCCUUCUGUGAGGUCCAGAAGUGGAAGGACCACCCAGAGAGACAGCAGGGCAAGUUGCAGAUCAUCAGAGUGGUGCUGCUGCAGGUACUGAAGAACCCGAUAGUGUUCAUGGUGGUGGUCGGGAUCGUGUCCCACUUUGCCCUGGGCCAGAGGAUCCCUGCUGUGAUGGAGGAGUUUGUGGAUGGCCUGGCCAACUCCUUCGGAGGAGCAGCUCUCUUCUACCUGGGACUCUCUAUGGUGGGACAGGUGGGCAAACUCACCAGGUCUACUGGAGUAGCCCUGAUCCUGCUCAUCACUGCCAAACUGCUGGUGAUGCCUCUUAUCUGUAAGGACAUGGUAGACCUGCUGGACUCUCCAGGCUCCAACAGCAGCAGUCUGAACCACUCCAGCCUGUCUAACUAUGCCUUUCUCUACGGGGUGUUCCCCACCGCUCCCAGCGUAGCCAUCUACGCAUCACAGUACAACAUGGAGCUGGAAGUGGUGACGUCAGGGAUGGUGAUCAGCACGUUCCUGUCUGCCCCCAUCAUGUACGUGUCAGCCUGGCUCCUGACCAUCCCCCUGAUGGACCCCAAGCCACUGGUCACUGAGCUGCAGAAUGUUAGCUUCAACAUCAGCAUCGUCAGCCUGGUCGCACUGGUGUGGACCAUCGCUGUCAUUCUCCUCAGUAAGAAGUUCAAGAGGCUCCCACACAUGUUUUCCAUGAACCUCUUCCUGGCACAGUUCCUAGUGUGUGUCAGUAUGAUCCUGUGGAACUUCGUAGUGAAGCAGGAGGACAUCUUGGGACAGGUGUUGACAUUCACACUGCUCUAUGGGUCACUCUACAGCACAUAUGUCUGGACUGGUCUCAUUCCUCUCUGUUUGGUUCUGACCAAGAAGGACAAUUUGCUGAGGAUUCCACCUGGGGUCUUCAUGGUCUUUGGCUGGGGCAUACCGUUCCUCAUCCUUGGAGGCCUGCUCCUGGCAGGAGAGAGGAUGCCUGAUACUAUAGACUCUGCAUUCUUCUAUGGCAGGGCUCAGAUCAUCAGUACUGCAGUAGUAGUCUCCUGCAGCAUCUUGGUAGGUGGUUUCUCUCUGAUGGGUCUCAGCCAGGGCACCAAGGAGAACCAGAACUACCAAGCCCUGGAGAGAGCCUCCAACACGGGUACUAUAGAGGACCUGAGGCCCCCUGGACACCAGGAGGACCAGACCCCCCCACUGGAGCCCUCAGCAGCAGAGACCAGCAACAACAGUGACUGUUGUAGCUGUACACAGCCCGUGCCCGACAUGAGCAACGGCGCCACCAGGAACGACACUCCCACGUCUCUAACAGGCCAGUGUGGGGCGCUGUGUGAAACCCAGCAGCAGCAGUGUAGUCCACCGGUCCAGGAUGACAGACAGCUGGUCAGACACGUCCUGUUGUGUCUACUCCUCAUAGUUUCCCUGCUGGCUAACCUGUCCAGUUAUCUAUGGUGGUUGUUCAACCAGGACCCUGGUAGACUGUACCUGGAGCUGCAGUUCUUCUGUGCUGUGGCCAACUAUGGACAGGGCUUCAUUUCGUUUGGUAUCUUUGGCCUGGACAAGCAUCUGAUCAUUCUGCCAUUCAAGAAGAGGUUAGUGAGCCUGUGGCAGGGCAGGGAGAGUGGGGAGGAGCCCCCCUCUGUGGUUCCAGAGGAGAUCAGGCUGACCUGCACUCAGUUUGUCCGCUAUCAUAAAGACCAGUGUGUUCAGGACAUAGUGCCCAUCAAAAGGUGUGAGGGAGAGAGGGUUCAGGAGAGGGAGCGCUCCAGGGAGAGACCUGGUCAGGGGACUUAUCCUCCAUCCCAGGCCCAGACUCAGGCCACUUUCCUGGGCAGUGAUCUGGUGGACUGGCUGGUGAGGGCGGGUCUGGCCCGGGACAGGGGGGAAGCCCAGCUCUAUGGGGCUCAGCUCCAGCAAGGAGGGAUACUGCAACACGUCACACACCAGUUUGACUUCAGGGACGACCCCCUGCUACACUACCGCUUCACUGAGAGGAGCUGGACGCCACCGAUGGAGAGGAACAGCAGUAUGCCUCCUGUGGCCAUGUGAUGUUCCCAGAGAA
Salvelinus namaycush (lake trout) is the source of this 3453-nucleotide messenger RNA. RefSeq names its product integral membrane protein GPR155-like. Gene Ontology annotation, cellular component: membrane. Gene Ontology annotation, biological process: intracellular signal transduction; transmembrane transport; G protein-coupled receptor signaling pathway. The transcript has 16 exons. The record is from RefSeq and is a predicted model, not a curated record. Bases 882 to 3440 code for a protein of 852 amino acids. Lineage: Eukaryota; Metazoa; Chordata; Actinopteri; Salmoniformes; Salmonidae. Gene Ontology annotation, molecular function: G protein-coupled receptor activity.